Messenger RNA from Pan troglodytes (chimpanzee), 3389 nucleotides. RefSeq names its product diacylglycerol kinase alpha (gene DGKA). Gene Ontology annotation, biological process: phospholipase C-activating G protein-coupled receptor signaling pathway. Gene Ontology annotation, molecular function: ATP-dependent diacylglycerol kinase activity; calcium ion binding. Lineage: Eukaryota; Metazoa; Chordata; Mammalia; Primates; Hominidae. Gene Ontology annotation, cellular component: plasma membrane. The record is from RefSeq and is a predicted model, not a curated record. The coding region runs from base 1263 to 3134 and encodes 623 amino acids. The transcript has 24 exons.
AUAUAACUUCCCCAAGUCACACAGUGGUAUCAGAGCUAAGAAUGGGACCCAGAUAUGACUGAUCCUAGUUCUGUUCCAAAACCGUGCUGUAUUAUAUUAACGUAAGAUAUGUUAUUAUCAUUAUUGAAUCAAGGAAAGUCGCCCACUGCACCUUGGUCCCUGGAUCCAGUAGCCAAAACCUGGGGCUCCCUAAGCACUGCUGACCUAGCGGAGUGGAAGGAAGUUCCCAGGAGCCGAGACACUAGCAGCACUCGGCUCCAUCGUCCCAGGACUGGGAAACACUAGAUCUGUUGGCAGCAGAAGUUGGAUUAUAGUCAUUGAAAAGUGCCAGAUGGGUAGAGUCCUUUCUCUAGGAUGUCAGUAUCCCAGAACCCUCUUCUGAGGAAGAGACUCUGUGGGUACCCAGAGUCUCUUCCCCUGCCUCUUCCCUACCCCGCGCCAAGUCCCCACCCUUCCCUAGUGGAGCUCCGCGGAACGCAGUCCAGGCGGGGCCGGGGCUAGGGACCUUGCCAGAGCUGGUUCUGUGUCGCGCGUCAGAAGCGCUAGAGGUCGUUGCGUGGCGUGGGUGGCUCGGGGAGUGGGUGGCUGAGCGGAGCUGGGGUCCCUGGCCAGAGGCGGAACAAAAUGGGGUCAUGGCCAGGAAGACGCGCUAACGCAGUAAGAGUCACUCAGAGGGCCGGAACUGCCGGAACUGCCGAAGACCGGAGAUGGGAGAGAGCUCAGGAUGGGGAGAGUCUGCAGAGAUUGACGAUGGCGGAAGAAAGCGCAGAAACAGACAAGGGACACACCCACAGAAACAUAUAUAGACUGAGAAAGCCGGGUGCGGGUGGGAAGGCCUACCCUCUGAAGAGGUCCAAGCAACGGAAGUACUACUACGAAGCUGCCUUUCUGGCCAUCCUUGAGAAAAACAGACAGAUGGCCAAGGAGAGGGGCCUAAUAAGCCCCAGUGAUUUUGCCCAGCUGCAAAAAUACAUGGAAUACUCCACCAAAAAGGUCAGUGAUGUCCUAAAGCUCUUCGAGGAUGGCGAGAUGGCUAAAUAUGUCCAAGGAGAUGCCAUUGGGUACGAGGGAUUCCAGCAAUUCCUGAAAAUCUAUCUGGAAGUGGAUAAUGUUCCCAGACACCUAAGCCUGGCACUGUUUCAAUCCUUUGAGACUGGUCACUGCUUAAAUGAGACAAAUGUGACAAAAGAUGUGGUGUGUCUCAAUGAUGUUUCCUGCUACUUUUCCCUUCUGGAGGGUGGUCGGCCAGAAGACAAGUUAGAAUGGUCUUAAGAAACAGAAGAGGAUGGGGGGAGAGGUUGAGUCCUCUAGGACUAAAUUUGAAAGAAGUGGACAAAAUUAUCCUACAGAUGAUGCGAGUGGCUGAAUACCUGGAUUGGGAUGUGUCUGAGCUGAGGCCGAUUCUUCAGGAGAUGAUGAAAGAGAUUGACUAUGAUGGCAGUGGCUCUGUCUCUCAAGCUGAGUGGGUCCGGGCUGGGGCCACCACCGUGCCACUGCUAGUGCUGCUGGGUCUGGAGAUGACUCUGAAGGACGAUGGACAGCACAUGUGGAGGCCCAAGAGGUUCCCCAGACCAGUCUACUGCAAUCUGUGCGAGUCAAGCAUUGGUCUUGGCAAACAGGGACUGAGCUGUAACCUCUGUAAGUACACUGUUCACGACCAGUGUGCCAUGAAAGCCCUGCCUUGUGAAGUCAGCACCUAUGCCAAGUCUCGGAAGGACAUUGGUGUCCAAUCACAUGUGUGGGUGCGAGGAGGCUGUGAGUCCGGGCGCUGCGACCGCUGUCAGAAAAAGAUCCGGAUCUACCACAGUCUGACCGGGCUGCAUUGUGUAUGGUGCCACCUAGAGAUCCACGAUGACUGCCUGCAAGCGGUGGGCCAUGAGUGUGACUGUGGGCUGCUCCGGGAUCACAUCCUGCCUCCAUCUUCCAUCUAUCCCAGUGUCCUGGCCUCUGGACCGGAUCGUAAAAAUAGCAAAACAAGCCAGAAGACCAUGGAUGAUUUAAAUUUGAGCACCUCUGAGGCUCUGCGGAUUGACCCUGUUCCUAACACCCACCCACUUCUCGUCUUUGUCAAUCCUAAGAGUGGCGGGAAGCAGGGGCAGAGGGUGCUCUGGAAGUUCCAGUAUAUAUUAAACCCUCGACAGGUGUUCAACCUCCUAAAGGAUGGUCCUGAGAUAGGGCUCCGAUUAUUCAAGGAUGUUCCUGAUAGCCGGAUUUUGGUGUGUGGUGGAGAUGGCACAGUAGGCUGGAUUCUAGAGACCAUUGACAAAGCUAACUUGCCAGUUUUGCCUCCUGUUGCUGUGUUGCCCCUGGGUACUGGAAAUGAUCUGGCUCGAUGCCUAAGAUGGGGAGGAGGGUAUGAAGGACAGAAUCUGGCAAAGAUCCUCAAGGAUUUAGAGAUGAGUAAAGUGGUACAUAUGGAUCGAUGGUCUGUGGAGGUGAUACCUCAACAAACUGAAGAAAAAAGUGACCCAGUCCCCUUUCAAAUCAUCAAUAACUACUUCUCUAUUGGCGUGGAUGCCUCUAUUGCUCAUCGAUUCCACAUCAUGCGAGAGAAAUAUCCGGAGAAGUUCAACAGCAGAAUGAAGAACAAGCUAUGGUACUUCGAAUUUGCCACAUCUGAAUCCAUCUUCUCAACAUGCAAAAAGCUGGAGGAGUCUUUGACAGUUGAGAUCUGUGGGAAACCGCUGGAUCUGAGCAACCUGUCCCUAGAAGGCAUCGCAGUGCUAAACAUCCCUAGCAUGCAUGGUGGCUCCAACCUCUGGGGUGAUACCAGGAGACCCCAUGGGGAUAUCUAUGGGAUCAACCAGGCCUUAGGUGCUACAGCUAAAGUCAUCACCGACCCUGAUAUCCUGAAAACCUGUGUACCAGACCUAAGUGACAAGAGACUGGAAGUGGUCGGGCUGGAGGGUGCAAUUGAGAUGGGCCAAAUCUAUACCAAGCUCAAGAAUGCCGGACGUCGGCUGGCCAAGUGCUCUGAGAUCACCUUCCACACCACAAAAACCCUUCCCAUGCAAAUUGAUGGAGAACCCUGGAUGCAGACGCCCUGUACAAUCAAGAUCACCCACAAGAACCAGAUGCCCAUGCUCAUGGGCCCACCCCCCCGCUCCACCAAUUUCUUUGGCUUCUUGAGCUAAGGGGGACACCCUUGGCCUCCAAGCCAGCCUUGAACCCACCUCCCUGUCCCUGGACUCUACUCCCGAGGCUCUGUACAUUGCUGCCACAUACUCCUGCCAGCUUGGGGGAGUGUUCCUUCACCCUCACAGUAUUUAUUAUCCUGCACCACCUCACUGUUCCCCAUGCGCACACACAUACACACACCCCAAAACACAUACAUUGAAAGUGCCUCAUCUGAAUAAAAUGACUUGUGUUUCCCCUUUGGGAUCUGCUAA